Molecule: messenger RNA, 324 nt
Organism: Eremothecium cymbalariae DBVPG#7215
Lineage: Eukaryota; Fungi; Ascomycota; Saccharomycetes; Saccharomycetales; Saccharomycetaceae
Gene: LSM8
Product: U4/U6-U5 snRNP complex subunit LSM8
Exons: 1
Coding region: 1-324 (107 amino acids)
Biological process (GO): mRNA splicing, via spliceosome
Cellular component (GO): U6 snRNP; U4/U6 x U5 tri-snRNP complex
Molecular function (GO): RNA binding
Source: RefSeq, a predicted model, not a curated record
AUGUCCCCGCUGCUAAAGGACUUCUUGAACCGGCAGAUCGUCGUGAUUACUACAGAGGGUGAUUGCUUCACAGCUACCUUAGAAGGGUAUGACAAAACGACAAAUCUGCUUCUGUCGAAUGUGAAAGAGCGAUUGACAGGGUCAAAAGUGGCUGGGUCAUACUUGCUGCAAGGAUCGCAGAUAGUAUGUUGUGGUCCUCUGGAGGGUUCAGAAGAGAUAGGGCAAGAACACUUGCGAGAAAUGGUUCAAUUGAAAAAUACCAAAAACAUGGUAGAAAUGGAGCAUAUUGUCUGGUCCAAGGUGUGGGAAUCUACGACGCACUGA